This is a messenger RNA of Patiria miniata (bat star), 1563 nucleotides long. RefSeq names its product beta-parvin-like. Bases 34 to 1128 code for a protein of 364 amino acids. Gene Ontology annotation, molecular function: actin binding. The transcript is spliced from 13 exons. Gene Ontology annotation, cellular component: focal adhesion; actin cytoskeleton; cytoplasm. Lineage: Eukaryota; Metazoa; Echinodermata; Asteroidea; Valvatida; Asterinidae. Gene Ontology annotation, biological process: establishment or maintenance of cell polarity; substrate adhesion-dependent cell spreading; actin cytoskeleton organization. The record is from RefSeq and is a predicted model, not a curated record.
UAUACAAGUUUUUCUCGCUGUCAAAAUCGAAAGAUGGCGUCGUCCCCGACUAAAACUUCGACGCUGAAGAAGGAGAAAAAAGACGAGUCUUUCCUCGAAAAAGUCACAACACUCGGCAGGAGGAAAAAGAUUAAAGAUCUCAAAGAAGUGAAUGACCUUAACAUUGAUGGCAAGAAUGCCCUGGAAGCACCAACCAGCCCGGUGGAGCUCACCCCUGACAACUUUGUCCUUGAAAAUGGAGAGGAGAGGUCGAUGAUUGAGCCAGAUUCAAGAGAGGAUGCCAAACUCAAGGAGCUCAUUCAGGUUCUGAUGGAUUGGAUCAAUGAGGAGAUGAAGGAGCAGAGGGUCAUCGUCCGGGAUCUAGAGGAGGACCUGUAUGAUGGUCAGAUUCUUGGAAACCUCAUAGAGAAACUAGCAGGAAUCAGACUUGAGGUGCGGGAGGUGAUGCAGUCGGAGGUCUUCCAGAAGCAGAAGCUACAGGUGGUGCUGGACACGGUCAACAAAAUCAUGAAUCUUCCCCGAUGGAACCAACAGAAGUGGAGUGUAGACGGUAUUCAUUCAAAGAACCUCAUAGCAAUCCUUCAUCUCCUGGUGGCACUAGCGUUUCACUUCAAGGCACCAAUUAGAAUUCCUGAAUAUGUAUCAGCGAAAGUUGUCGUCGUUCAGAAAAAAGAUAACUUGUUGGUCACCAACAGGGUCACAGAAGAAAUCACGACAACGAACGAGGCAAUUGGAGGAAGAUUUGAGAGGGAUGCGUUCGACACCCUGUUCGACCACGCGCCAGAUAAACUUAAUGUAGUAAAGAAGUCUCUCAUCAGUUUUGCCAAUAAACACCUCAACAAGAUCAACCUGGAGGUAACGGAUCUUGACAAUCAGUUUCACGAUGGAGUCUACUUCAUCUUGUUAAUGGGCCUCCUAGAAGGCUACUAUGUACCCCUCUACCACUACCAUGUUACGCCAACACUCUUUGAAGAAAAGGUUCACAAUGUAUCAUUUGCCCUCGACCUCAUGGAUGACGCUGGACUACCGAAAGCGAAAGCAAGAGCAGAGGACGUAGUCAACCUGGAUCUGAAGUCAACAAUGCGAGUCCUGUACAACAUAUUCACCAAGUACAAGCAUCUGACAUAGGGCAGGACGAGGGCGCUCUCUCUCCUUAGCAACAAUGACAACUCACUCUUGCCUGACACUAGAGGGCGACUGCCAUUACUGUAAAGUACAACAUUAUUAUCAUUUUGUAUAAAACAACUGUUAAGUCAAUCCUGUAUUUAGUAUUGUACCUUGGGUAUUAUUUUUCUAGCCGUUAGCAAUCUUAUUUAAAUAUACUAAUAAAAAGAUAAAAAUUUGAGUUUUUUCAUGUUAAAAGAAAAUUGUAAAAAAAAAAAGUAGUAAUUGCUAACACACAGCUAGCACAACAUGAUGAACAUAGUUUUUUUAAUAAUAUUUCAAGAAAAAAAUGUGGAUUUUGUUCUACUUGGAAUUUUAGUUUAAUACAUUUAUAGACAUUACGCAGCUGUUUCUAGCCCACCCCUAAACGUCAGUUUUUGUUUGAUCUCAACCCUACUU